This is a messenger RNA of Glossina fuscipes, 2401 nucleotides long. RefSeq names its product ATP-dependent RNA helicase Ddx1 (gene Ddx1). The record is from RefSeq and is a predicted model, not a curated record. Gene Ontology annotation, molecular function: RNA helicase activity; protein binding; ATP binding. The coding region runs from base 135 to 2318 and encodes 727 amino acids. Lineage: Eukaryota; Metazoa; Arthropoda; Insecta; Diptera; Glossinidae. The transcript is spliced from 6 exons.
UUGUUUAAGAACUAUUGCAUUUGAAAUUGUGUUGCGAUAAUUUCACAACUCUGUGCUGGCAGCAUAUAUUUAAUAUUUUUCUCGAUAGCGGCUUGUUUUAAGUUAUUGAUUAAUUAUUAAAUAUAGCAAUAAAAAUGACUGCCUUCGAAGAAUUUGGUGUAUUACCCGAAAUUGGUAAAGCAAUCGAUGAGAUGGAAUGGACAUUACCUACCGAUGUCCAGGCCGAAGCUAUUCCUCUCAUUUUGGGUGGCGGUGAUGUCUUAAUGGCCGCUGAAACUGGCUCAGGUAAAACGGGUGCCUUUUGCUUACCGAUAUUGCAAAUUGUCUGGGAAACUCUGCGGGACUUGGAGGAAGGCAAAACGAAAAAAAUUUCGGGAUCAGCAGGCGGUGUGGCUCCAUGGACAAUGUCAUUCUUCGAUCGCGGAUCGGCUAUGGCUGUCACUCCUGAUGGUUUACGUUGCCAGUCUCGCGAAUUUAAAGAAUGGCAUGGUUGCCGAUGCACCACUGGUGUUAAAGGUAAAGGCAAAUUCUACUAUGAAGCUACUGUAACGGAUGAAGGCCUUUGCCGUGUCGGUUGGUCUACUCAGCAAGCUAACUUGGAUUUGGGCACUUGCCGUUAUGGGUUCGGCUUUGGCGGCACUGGUAAAAAAUCAAACAAUCGUCAAUUCGAUGACUAUGGUGAGGCUUUUGGAAAAAAUGAUGUAAUCGGCUGUUUUUUGGACUUAGAAAAAAUGGAAAUCACAUUUUCUAAAAAUGGCCAAUUACUGGGUGUAGCUUUCCGUUUAAACGAUAGUCUUAACAACGAGACAUUCUAUCCAGCGGUAGUUUUAAAAAAUGCCGAAAUGUCAUUCAAUUUUGGGAAAAGUGAAUUUAAAUACCCUCCGAAAGGUGGCUUUAUAGGUACUACAAAUGCAGAUUCACAUCACACUAAGUUCAAUCCUCUAGCUAGUGCUAGUGCUAGUGGCGGAACUGGAAAACCAGUUGCCAAUGCUCCUCAAGCUAUAAUAAUAGAACCUAGUCGAGAAUUAGCUGAGCAGACCUACAAUCAACUCGAGAAAUUUAAGGUGCACCUGUCAAAUCCGGAUGUGUGUUCCUUGCUCUUGAUCGGUGGCGUUAAAUUAGAACAGCAGAAGAGUGCAUUGCAGCAAGGCGUACACAUUGUUGUAGGCACUCCAGGACGUCUAGAAGAAAUGAUAAAUGGCGGCUUUGUACAACUAACCCAUUGCAGAUUUUUCGUUUUGGAUGAAGCCGACGCUUUGCUUAAACAAGGCUAUAGCGAUCUAAUUGAAAGAUUGCACAAGCAAAUUCCUAAAAUGACCUCUGACGGACGCCGUCUACAAAUGGUUGUCUGUUCGGCUACUUUGCAUGCAUUCGAGGUAAAGAAAAUGGCCGAUCGUCUAAUGCAUUUCCCUACCUGGGUCGAUUUAAAGGGGGAAGACGCGGUUCCUGAGACUGUCCAUCAUGUCGUAUGUAUGGUAGACCCUCAAAAGGACACCAUAUGGCAUAAUUUGAGACAGCGCAUACGUACUGAUGGGGUGCAUGCUCGAGAUAAUGUCCAUCCACAAAAUCUCGUACCAGAAACCUAUUCAGAAGCGGUUAAGAUUCUUAAGGGAGAAUAUUGCAUACGCGCAAUACAAGAGCACAAAAUGGAUCGGGCUAUUAUCUUUUGUCGCACUAAGUUAGAUUGCGAUAAUCUCGAGCAAUAUUUUAGAACUGCAGGCGGCCAAAGGUAUUCAUGCGUCUGCCUCCAUGGGGAUCGUAAGCCUCAGGAACGUAAACAAAAUUUGGAAAGAUUUAAAAGAGGUGAAGUUAAGUUCCUUAUAUGCACAGAUGUGGCUGCCCGAGGUUUGGACAUUACAGGCCUACCAUACAUGAUUAAUGUUACUCUGCCCGAUGAAAAAUCAAACUAUGUGCACCGCAUCGGUCGUGUAGGCAGAGCUGAACGUAUGGGUUUAGCCAUUAGUUUAGUGUCUACUGUUCCCGAGAAGGUCUGGUAUCAUGGUGAUUGGUGCUCCUCGCGUGGUCGUAAUUGUUCCAAUACAAAUCUGACUGAUGCUCGCGGUUGCUGUAUCUGGUAUAAUGAGAAAAAUCUUUUAGCCGAAAUUGAAGAUCAUUUGAAUAUAACCAUACAACAAGUGGAUAAAGCCAUGUCUGUUCCAGUUAACGAUUUUGAUGGCAAAGUGGUUUAUGGUGAGAAAAACCUUAGUACAGGGACCGGUUAUAAAGAUCACGUUGAACAAUUGGUGCCUGUUGUACGAAAACUAACUGACUUGGAGCUGCAAUCACAGUCUUUAUUUUUAAAACGUUUGAAAGUUUAAAAAUGCAUAUUGGAUCAAAACAGAAGGCAAACAAGAGAAGGACAAACAAAACAUAAGUCCAACGUAAUUACAUAUUUUGUGUU